Messenger RNA from Colius striatus (speckled mousebird), 2092 nucleotides. Its product is annotated as acyl-coenzyme A synthetase ACSM3, mitochondrial. Gene Ontology annotation, biological process: acyl-CoA metabolic process; fatty acid biosynthetic process. The record is from RefSeq and is a predicted model, not a curated record. The transcript is spliced from 14 exons. Lineage: Eukaryota; Metazoa; Chordata; Aves; Coliiformes; Coliidae. The coding region runs from base 101 to 1855 and encodes 584 amino acids. Gene Ontology annotation, cellular component: mitochondrial matrix. Gene Ontology annotation, molecular function: fatty-acyl-CoA synthase activity; fatty acid ligase activity.
CCACAGCCUCAGUGAUUAGCACACAGAGGACUGUUCUGCUCCAGUGAUAAAGCAUUUCUUGGAGAGAUCAUCAGUAAGGAAGAAUCUUGAAGAGACUAUUAUGGCUCUUGCUGUUGUGCAUUUUUUACUGAAGACUCCAAGUACUGUGUCCCUGUGGGCUCCCCUGAGAAGAUCUCUCCAACUUUGCAGCCAGUGCUACCCAGCUCAUGCUUCUUUGAGUUAUGAAGUCAUAAAACAACAGUACAGACCAGAGGUGCCAGAAUACUUCAACUUUGCAAGAGAUGUGCUGGACAGAUGGACUGAAGUAGAAAAGGAGGGGAAAAAGUCUAAAAACCCUGCAUUAUGGUGGGUAGAUGGUGCUGGAGAAGAGGUGAGAUGGAGCUUUGAGGAGCUGGGAGUGCUGUCCAGGAAAGCAGCAAAUGUACUCUCUGAUGCCUGUGGUCUGCAACGGGGAGACAGGGUUAUUCUGAUUCUGCCCCGGAUCCCGGAGUGGUGGCUGGUGAAUGUGGCCUGCAUGAGAACAGGAACUGUUUUGAUUCCUGGCACGGAGCAGUUGACAGCGAAGGACAUUCUUCAUCGACUGCAGAAAUCCAAGGCAAAGUGUAUCAUCACCGGUGAUUCUGUGGCACCAGCAGUGGACUCAGUUGGGGCUGAGUGCCAGUCUCUGAAAUGCAAGUUGCUUGUGUCAGAGGGCCACAGAGAAGGAUGGCUGAACUUUAAAGAUCUGCUGAUAAAUGCUGCUUCUGAUCACCACUGUGUGACCACAAAGUGUCAAGAUCCAAUGGCUAUCUAUUUUACCAGUGGAACUACAGGAUCUCCAAAAAUGACUGAACAUUCCCACAGCAGCUAUGGUAUCGGCCUCACAGUAAGUGGCAGGUACUGGCUGGACCUGACCUCCUCAGAUAUACUUUGGAAUACAUCAGACACAGGCUGGGCAAAGUCAGCUUGGAGCAGCAUUUUUUCGGCAUGGAUUCAAGGGGCAUGUGUAUUUGUACACAAGAUGCCACACUUUGACCCCAGCAUUGUCUUUGAGACCCUGUCAAAAUUUCCCAUAACUGUCUUCUGUUCUCCUCCAACCGCCUACCGCAUGCUUGUGCAACACAGACUGUCCAGCUGUGCGUUCAAGAGCCUGCGGCACUGCGUGAGUGCUGGGGAGCCAAUCAACCCUGACGUGAUGGAGGAGUGGAAAGCGCACACUGGGCUGGAUAUCCACGAAGGCUAUGGACAGACAGAAACGGUGCUGAUCUGUGCAAAUUUUAAGGGAAUGAAAAUCAAACCUGGCUCUAUGGGAAGGCCAUCUCCAGGGUAUGAUGUCAAGAUUAUAGAUGAAAACGGUAGUGUUCUACCUCCUGGGACAGAAGGAGAUAUUGCCAUCAGAGUAAAACCUACGAGAUCACUUUUUCUUUUUACUUGCUAUGCUGAUGAUCCAGAGAAAACGGAAGCAACAAUACGUGGAGAUUUUUAUGUCACUGGAGACAGGGGCAUUAUGGAUGAGGAUGGAUACUUCUGGUUUGUUGGAAGAGCUGAUGAUGUCAUUAAUUCUGCUGGAUACCGGAUUGGACCAUUUGAAGUGGAAAGUGCCCUAAUUGAGCAUCCUGCAGUGGUGGAAUCUGCUGUUGUCAGCAGUCCAGACCCCAUCAGAGGAGAGGUGGUGAAAGCCUUUGUUGUUUUAACAUCUGACUACACUUCACAUGAUCCAGAAAAACUUGUGAAAGAGCUCCAAGACCAUGUUAAGAAAGUUACUGCUCCAUACAAGUAUCCUAGGAAGAUGGAGUUUGUCCAACAGCUGCCAAAAACUGUUAGUGGGAAGAUCAGAAGAAAUGAACUGCGUCAGAAGGAGUGGGGAACACAUUAGAAGCACUUGGGGUUUUAUAGGAUUUUUAACAUAGUGAGAUAUUGCAGACUUCCACAGUAACAUAGAGUAAAAGACAUUGUACUGUGUCCUCCUUAGUUUAGGUUUGAACAAAUUCUUACCUGAUUCCCAGCACUUGGCUGUCCCAGGUGCCACACUAAGAGCUAAUUGUACUCAGACAAAGGAAAUGGGAAAUUCACAUGCCAAUCAUGCAAUAGGUGAGGUGUGUUAAAUAAAGUG